AAAUGGAUUCCUCAGCUUUGUGAGGGUCCUGUCUAUAAAUACCUCUGACUUACAGAGUGACUGACAGCCAAGGACAGCUGCAGCCACCAGCCAACCAACCUGUGGAGACCAUUCACAGCAAUCUGAGCAGCCCUGUGAACGCUGACAGUCCUGCUCUGUUGUGGGGAGUAAAUAGGGUGUCCACGAAACCCAACCGGGACAAGGAGACCGAACAAAAUGGCUGCCAUGACCAUAGAUCCGGUGGAACAGCCUCGGAUGUACCAACAGACUUUGCUUCAGGACGGACUGUGUGACCUCUUAGAGAAUGACAAGUUUGUGGACUGCGUCCUCAAAAUUCAGGACAAGGAGUUCCCAUGCCACCGCUUGGUUUUGGCAGCCAGCAGCCCUUUCUUCAAGGCCAUGUUCCUGUCUGACCUGGAGGAAAGCAAGAAGCGUGAGAUUGUCCUCAAAGAUGUGGAGCCAGGUGUUAUGGGGAUGAUCCUGCGCUACUUAUACACCUCUGACAUUAACCUGACAGAACAGAAUGUCCAGGAUAUCUUCAUGGUUGCUAACAUGUACCAGAUCCCCUCCAUCUUCUCUGUAUGUGUGUCCUACCUUAAAGAGAAGCUGGUGCUGGGAAACUGCUUGGCUAUUUUCAGGCUAGGACUGCUGCUGGAUUGUCCCAGGCUUGCUCUCACUGCCAGGGAGUUCAUCUGUGAACGCUACCAGGUUGUUGUCAGGGACCAGGACUUCCUGCAGCUGGGCCCAAGCGAGCUGGCCAUCAUCAUCACCUCAGAUGGUCUCAACGUUGAGAGGGAGGAACUGGUGUUUGAAUCCCUGAUGGACUGGGUCAGACAUGAUGAGACACACCGCGUUAAGGACCUGCCAGAGCUGUUGCACUGCGUCCGUUUCAGGCUCAUACCUUUGGAUUACUUCAAAGAGAAAGUAGAGCGUCACCAGUACCUCCGCUUCAGUCAGGAUAUCAAGAAGGACCUGGAACUCGUCAAGGAUGCUUACAAGGGGCGUCUCCCAAAGCCUAGGAAGCCCAGCAAGGACGAGGCAAAGGGCGGGGAAGGAAGUGAGGAGGAGGACGACGAUGAUGAAGAGGAAGGGUACCUGCCGGGUAUACUCAACAACUACCCUCGUUUUGGGAUGUUUGAGAUGGACCUGAUGCUUAUGAUCAGUGACACAGGGACUGUGGCCUAUGACCCAGUAGGAAAUGAAUGCUUUGUGGUCUCAGAGUCUACAGAAAUUCCCAAAAACCACUGCAGCUUGGUGACCAAUCAGAACCAAGUGUUUGUCAUUGGAGGACUUAUCUACAAUGAGGAGGACAAAGAUGAACCAUUCAGCUCUUACUUCCUACAGUUUGACCCAGUAAGUUCAGAAUGGUUAGGGAUGCCUUCACAACCCAACCCUCGCUGUCUGUUUGGCCUGACCGAAGCUGAAAACUCCAUCUUUGUUGUUGGAGGAAAGGAACUGAAGGAUGGCGAACACGCCCUGGACUCAGUCAUGAUCUAUGACAGACAGUGCCGUAAAGUAGCCGAGUCCACGCCAAACUUCCUUUCACCUUCAGGCAGCGAGAGCUCCAAAAUGGUGCUACGAGACGAGAAACUGCUGCUGGAGUGUAUUGCUGCUGGACUGAAAUGCAUGAGAAGAGUCUCUGUCUACAACCCCACUAAGUUUGAGUGGAAGGACCUGGCUCCUCUGAAGACAGCCCGCUCCCUGUUUGGUAUCACAGUCCACAAAGACCAGAUCUACGCUGUGACGGGGGUAACAGACGCAGGCCUCACCAGCUCUGUGGAGGUCUACGAUAUUGCCACCAACAAGUGGUCUGAAUUCACAGAGUUCCCUCAGGAGCGCAGCUCUCUCAAUCUGGUCUCGAUGGGAGACUUCUUAUAUGCUUUGGGGGGCUUUGCCAUGAUGCCCAGUGAAACCAGUGAGGAGCCCGUCCCAACAGAGAUGACUGACAUCUGGAGAUAUGAUGAGUCAGAGAAGUGCUGGAAUGGGAUUUUGCGGGAGAUAAGCUAUGCGGAGGGAGCCACUAUUCUUCCAGUGCGUCUCAACACUCUGCGUCUCACCAAGUUAUAACUGUUGGUGCUAUGAGCUUAAUGAUGUAACAUUAGCAUUGAUGUAAAUGAGUGCACUCAUUAUGGACACUGGCCCAAAAUUAGCUUAGGGUACGGGAUGUUUCAAGGGUAACAAGUGAAUUUGGUCUCGGAAGAUGAUAAGGGGUUAAGAAAAUCAGCAACAAAUUGUUUUAUCUCAUGUUACCAGCAGGGGGAGACACAUGCAUGUCUAAGUGAAGGUGAACAACAUGAGUCAAAUGUAUUUUAUAAAAAGCUAAAAUGUUGAUUUGUACAUCUGUUUUUUGUUAUAUUAUUUCAUGAAUUUUCUUUAUUACCAGUUUGCUUUAUUUAAAGCACAAAUAAAGAUAAGGGUGGAUUGAAUUGCUUUAA
Morone saxatilis (striped sea-bass) is the source of this 2435-nucleotide messenger RNA. Its product is annotated as kelch-like protein 40a. Bases 217 to 2067 code for a protein of 616 amino acids. The transcript has 6 exons. NCBI's taxonomy places the organism in Eukaryota, Metazoa, Chordata, Actinopteri, Moronidae. Gene Ontology annotation, molecular function: protein binding. The record is from RefSeq and is a predicted model, not a curated record.